This is a messenger RNA of Rhopilema esculentum, 1938 nucleotides long. RefSeq lists its product as uncharacterized. The record is from RefSeq and is a predicted model, not a curated record. Lineage: Eukaryota; Metazoa; Cnidaria; Scyphozoa; Rhizostomeae; Rhizostomatidae.
CAGAGCAAAGAUAAUGGAAGUGUGACUGGAUAGGAAACUAAGCUGGAGAACAAUAGGUUCUUAUCAAAAUGAUGCGCGCGGUCUAAAAUUUCAACUUGAGGGCUAUGGUCAUUUCCGGUUGCGCUUUUUAGUGGCAAGAUCUCUCGACGUUGAACUUCAAAAAGAUGGAAUUUGAAUAUUUUUCAGACGACAUCAACUUAGAAGACUUAGAGGUAGCGGCAGAGGAAGUAACUGUGGCAUUUUGCAGUGACAAAAACACGCAAUUGAUUAUUGGAAAAAGUCAAAUGAAAAAGAAAAGAAAAAGACAGACAGAGCCCAAACCAAACGCAGGUCAUCUUCAAAAUAUCAACAUCAGUUCAGUUUAUAAAGAGGCAUUGAAGGCUAUGUCUGAAAAAGAGAUGCUUCAACAACUAUAUAGUGCCACAAUCAAACGCCUUCUUGAUGCACCUUCUCCAAAUUUAGACUUUCUUAGCAAACGCCUUGAGGAUACAGUAGCAGGAAAGGCAGUUUCCCUUGACAAAAUGUGGCAAAAGUUCCAUCAAAUAUGGACAGACAAUGAAAUUGUUACUCAACUACAAGAUUGUCUUGAAAUUGAACAAGGAUUCUCCUCCUGGCUUAUUUUUGAAUGUCAAGAAGUAAUUGCAAAGAAAAACUAUGCAAUAACAGAAGACAAGGAGGUAGAGAAACAAAUUUUAUCCAGCAAUGAAAAAGAAGUAGUAACAUAUAUUUGUGGUGCAAUCCUUAAUAAGCUCACAAAAAAAACCUAUGACAACAUGCGUAAAGUUGAGGAAAAUAAAACUUCAUAUGUUUUGUUAAAAGAACGAUUGGAAGUCUUAAAUGCUUGUAAGGGAGAAGAGGGGAAGCAAGAAGGCUCAACCAGACUUAUAAGCACUCUAACUAGGGGAGGUUUGACAUACCCCAAGGAAUCUUUUGCAAAAAUACUAGAAAAAACAGAGCUUGUUUUCCGAGACCACAUCUCCACCCAGAAAACAAGGAUAAAUGUGCAAGAGAUUCUGGGCAACUGUCUACUAGAAGAUGCAAUUUUGAGUAAUUUGAGUAGAGUAUGCCAAAAUUGUUUGGCCUCAGAACCUGUAAAAGAGGCAACACUGAAAGACUGCAUCCUAAUGUACAUAAAAAUCAGGGCUCAUUCACAUGCCAAACAUAUGAUUGAAGAGCACAGGAUGACCAAAAAGAUUGAAAAGAAAGAAAAGGCAUUAAGAAAAAAACUUAAAAUCACAAAUGAACAAAAGAAGCAGUGAUUGUUAUUGUGAUAUGAUUCAUAAAACAGCAUUAUACUAAACAAAACAUUAACCAUUUUCAUUGCAAAAAACAUAAUACAUAUACAUAAAUUGGUUAUUAUGAAGUUUUAUUAUAAAUUGGUUUAUUAUCAAGUUUCUGAAAAGCUGUUACACUAUGUAUAAUUAACUAUGCAAUGUUGUACUUCAUAUAUAUUGAAAAAAAUUUCCAACAAACAAAAUAGCUCUUUUUCUUAAAGGCAACUUUAACUCUUUCAGUUUGUUUGAAAAAUCUCUGCCAAAGUGAUGCGGGGGAAGGCUGGGGAAGGGUAAAAAUAAAAAUAAUUUUCUUUCCUUUAGCAUCUUUUGGACAUGAUUCCAAACAAGUUUUUGUUUUGUAAUGGCCAAAUAUGCAUGGCUAUUAAUGUACAGGGGCACAAGUAUGUUAAAAUUGAAAUCAAUACAAGACAAGAUCCUGUGCUUUGAAAAUAAAUCAUUCAUCUUAAUUGGAAAAUGGUUUCUUGAUUUAUGAAAUGACAGGUGUAUGCUGCUGACAGUUUGCAAUAAGGGGUCAAAAGGUAGAUAUGGUCUCAUAAAACCAGCCAUCCCCUUAUGUAUACCUAAAAAAUCUCAGAACAAAUGAAGAUUUCAGGUCACAACCCAAAUUUCCUGAUGCCAAAAUUAUGCAGUGAAAAAGGAUUGA